Dendronephthya gigantea is the source of this 636-nucleotide messenger RNA. RefSeq lists its product as uncharacterized. The coding region runs from base 1 to 636 and encodes 211 amino acids. Gene Ontology annotation, molecular function: zinc ion binding. The record is from RefSeq and is a predicted model, not a curated record. NCBI's taxonomy places the organism in Eukaryota, Metazoa, Cnidaria, Anthozoa, Malacalcyonacea, Nephtheidae. The transcript is spliced from 2 exons.
AUGAAGAGCAUCAGCUAUCCUGUUUAUGUUCAUUUAAACCAAGUUAACGGUGAAGUGGAAUAUGCUAAGUGUUCUUGUAAGGCUGGCCAAGGAGGUUGCUGCAAACACGUAGCUGCUCUAUUGUACACUAUUUUGGACUUUGUCAAUCUGAAUUUGAAACACGUUCCUGUGGAAUUGACAUGCACACAACUUCCUCAAAAAUGGAGUGUGCCCUCUGGAAGCUCAAAGACCCUGGACAAAGCUGUUAAAUUUGAAGAAAUGCUAUUUGAAAAAGCUGAUGUGAACAAACCUGCCAAAAGGUAUAUUGUAAAAGGGAGUAGGGAAGACUAUUGUGCUACUCCACCAUUUGCUCGGACUGUGACUGCAGAAGAAAUUAAGUCUAUGGCAAAUGCAUUUGAGAAAGCCAAUUGCGCUUCACUAUUUCGUGAAGCUAUAGCCUCAAAUAACUAUAAGCCAUGUGAACUUUUCGAGACAUCUUGUAAUCAGUUGCAAAAUAGAAAACUGGACAACAGCUCUGUUCCUAUUCCAACGCAAAUACCACCAAGUCAACUGGUUGAUCAGAUCUUUAAAAAUGUGCCAAAUGGUUACACCCCUCCAUCAGAUUAUAGCCCAGAACAACUAGAACUACAUUUGUAG